Molecule: messenger RNA, 1172 nt
Organism: Diospyros lotus (date-plum)
Lineage: Eukaryota; Viridiplantae; Streptophyta; Magnoliopsida; Ericales; Ebenaceae
Product: zinc finger protein GIS3
Exons: 1
Coding region: 354-998 (214 amino acids)
Biological process (GO): gibberellic acid mediated signaling pathway; trichome morphogenesis; cytokinin-activated signaling pathway
Cellular component (GO): nucleus
Molecular function (GO): DNA-binding transcription factor activity; transcription cis-regulatory region binding
Source: RefSeq, a predicted model, not a curated record
GUCCCCAAGUGGAAGUGGUCUCUUGCUUGGGUCCUGUUCCCUGUUUCUCUCUCACUUUCUUUCCUCUCCUUGGGAUGUCCGCAACCAUCUUGCUUUCUUUCCAUAUCAUUAUAUAUUUUCUUUUCCUUUCCUUCUGUUUCUCUCUCUCUCCCGAGAAACUUUUAACCUUAAUCCCUUUUUAACUUGUAUAAAUACCUCACACAUGCAACAACUCCCUUGAACACAUCCGUCCCCUAUUUCCAUCUCCCUCUUUCUGUCUCACUUUCAUCACCAUACGUACCUCUCUCUCUCUCUCUCUCUCUCUCUCUCACAGUUUUCUCUUCUUUGAUUACUGCUUCUGAAUUAUUUUCUUCAUGGCUGAACUGAACCCUAAUACAACAGCCAGUAAUGGACGCUUAAAGCUCUUCGGCUUCAACGUCUCAGAAGACGAAGAAGUGGACUCCAACAAGACUCCAUCUGGGUCGCCGGAAUCUGCCUGCUUUCCGCCGCCUGACGGCCGGAAAUACGAGUGCCAGUACUGCUGCCGCGAAUUCGCCAACUCGCAGGCUCUGGGCGGCCACCAGAACGCCCACAAGAAGGAAAGGCAACAGCUGAAGCGAGCUCAAUUGCAAGCCAGCCGGAACGCCGCCGUUUCCUUCAUGCGGAACCCCAUGGUCUCCGCCUUCGCUCCUCCGCCGCACCUCCUCGCCCCCUCCGGCCCUAUGGUGGUUCCGGGACCGCAGCCCCCGUCCUGGGUCUACCUCCCGCGGGCCGCUCCGCCGUUCCAGGUGUCCCACGGCUGCGUGUUCCCGUCGUCUAGCGGGAGGGUUGCGCCGGCGGGACAGUGCGCCGGCGGUGCGGCGGAGUCAACAUUGGCGGCCGGUCCGCAGCAGGGUCGGUCCCAUGGGAGAGUCGAUGGGCCUUCGUUGAGCAGGUUCUCGAGGGGCGACAGUGGGCCCAACUUCGACGACGCAUUCGGCUUGGACUUGCACCUUAGCCUGGCUCCAGCCGGGCCCUGAGGUUGGUUCCGUUCGGCUUUGGCGUGAACUACCUCGGCUUGUCGCUCUCCGACUCGGCUGGCGAGCUGCUAUAAGUUACCCCUGUCGGACAAUCUUGUAAAUUUUCAAAUUUUAUUUAUGUAUUUUUUUUUUUCAAGAAAGUAAAUUUAACUCAGUACAUGGAUUAACUCUCAA